CUGCAUAUUGCUUCAAGCCUACUUGUUCACCCCAAUACACUUACGCACGUAAAGCGUCACCGUAUAAAAAAUCUAUUGUGCCUUUGGUUGCGCAGCAAUGUGGCUGCAGUUGGGCGCGAUUGCCGCCGGAGCUUUUGUGUUAGCAUCAGUUCACACUUACUUAGAGAAGCAAAUUACAGGAAAGGACCAAGCCGGCAAGGGCAGCGCAUCGGCUGCGGAGCCAAAGCAGCUUCCACGGCCUGACGGCACGCCACCAAAGGGCGUGUGGCAGGCGCAAAUUUGGAAGGAGGUUCACGGAGCGGCGCGUAAACUGAAAAAGUAAAAGCUCCCGAUCCGCUGCUUGGCAGUCGCACCUCAGCCCACAUUGCGCGCUGCUCUAUUUACCUCUGACGAUGGCCGCGGCGCACACUGCAACAUCGUCUAAGCCUCAUCUGGAUCUAGUUAACAAUGCCUCGUCGCCUUGCCUAAGGAGGGUCCCGGGUUCUCAGUCAACCGCCCCAUCCUACAACCGGGCAGCCGCGGAUAUCUCGAUACGCAUCAGCGGCAAUGCACAUAGGGUCCGGUCUUUCACCAUAACGACGCCUUCCUCCUCGCCAGCAGCUUCCACCUUCACCUACUCCCGCACCUCAUGGCGGUCCGUCAUCCAGGAUGAGCAACCGCAAAGUGACAUGCCCAGCUCCGUCAACGAGGCAGCCUCCCUCCGCGACUCCAGCCCCUUUUCCAACAACGCAAACGAUGCGGAACUUAACAAUCCAACAACUGGAACUGUCAACGAUGAUGCCGAGUCUGCCCACGAUGGCAACAGCAUCAGCAGCAGCAAUGUCAUAAGCGCAGCUCAGCUGCGUGUCAAGCUGUCCCUGGCCGCCAGCAGCGGGCGACUAGACCUGACGGAGUGUGGGUUGCUGGAGGUGCCGGAGGAGGUGCUGCAACUGACCGAGUUGGAGGAGCUGCAGCUCUCCGGCAACCUCCUGGUCGCCCUGCCGGCCGCCCUCUCCCGCCUCACCGCCCUGCGCCGCCUGGGCCUGGCGGGCAACCGCCUCAACUCCCUGCCCCCGGGUCUGGACCGCCUGCAACGACUGGAGGGGCUGUGGCUGCAUGGCAACCUGCUGACCAGCCUGCCGGGGGAGCUGGGGCGGCUGACGGCGCUGAGGGUGCUGUCGCUGGCGGGCAACUGCCUGCAGUCGCUGCCCCCCGGCUGCCUGUCCGGCCUGACCCGCCUCACCGACCUCACCCUGGCUGGCAACCGCCUGACCGCCCUGCCCCCCGGGGAGUUGGAGCCGCUCACAGCGCUCACACGACUGGCGCUGAACGGCAACCGGCUGACCACGGAGGGGCUGAUGGGGCGGGGCAGCGGUGGGUCGGGGCUUGGGCGGCAGCACAGGGAGCUGCGGGAGCUGAUGCUGCAGGGCAACCAGCUGGAGGAGGUGGACCCCGCAAUAUUCGAGUGCCCGUCCCUCACCGAGCUCUCACUCGCUGACAACCGCCUAGCCGCCCUGCCCCCCGACCUGCCCCCCGCCCCCCGCCUGGCCCGCCUCCACCUGUACGGCAACCGCCUCACCUCCCUGCCGCCGCCGCACAGUCUGGGGGCCGCCCUGCCCGCCCUGUCCAGGUGCUGGCUGGAAGGGAACCCGCUGAGGGGGGAGGUGGUGGCGGAGCUGAUAGAAGCGGCAGGGGGGGCGGCGGCGGCGGCAGGAGGAACAACAGGGGGGCCGGCCGCGGCGGAAACAGGAGUGUCCGGCAGCAUGUCGCGGUUGAAGGCACUAGGACUGGACCAAACGCAGCUGGCAGCGGCAGAGGCGGCAGCAGCAGGUCGCCGUGAAGCCACAAGCGGCAACGGCGGCGGCAGCGGCGGGCUGGUGGAGGCGCUACCGAGCAACGUGCGAGUGGGCUGCGUGUUGGGCUCGGGUCCGGGGUACUUCAAAUUGCAGUACGGGCCGCAACGGCCGGUGACGGCAGCGGCGGCGGGGUCGCAGCCAGAUUGUCAAGAUGGUGACGUCAGCAGCAAAGCCGGCUGCCAGGGCCAGGACGAGGGUGAGGUUGGAAGCGGUGACGUCAGCGGUGCACCGGGGCUCCUCCAGCACCAGCAAUGCAGCAGCAGCAAUGAGCUGCUUGUGGUGGCGUUCGGCAGCGCCCCCGGCACUCCCAACUGGGGCGGGCUGCUGGGCAGCGUGUACAAGGCGGCGGCCAGCGAUGCGGAGAGGUACUUUGACGUGCUCUACGUGGCCGACCCAGCUCGAGACUGGUACGGCGGCGGCUCGGAGGACGAGGAGGAGGAAGAACACGACAUCCUCGCCGCCGACGCCGUCCCCGACGCCAGCAGCAAUUCCACCACUGGCAGCUCCGCCUCCCGCGCCCACUCCUCCCUGCCACCCCUGUCCUACUACCGCUGCCGCCUGGCCGCCUACACCCGCCCCUACCGUCGCGUGCUGCUGCUGGGCGACUCCAUGGGCGCCACGGGGGCGCUGCUGUGCGCCGACUUGGCGACUGCGGUGAUGGCGUUCUGUCCGCAGGUUGACCUGACAGCGGCGUCCAUUCGUCCGGGCCGCCCGGUCGCCUGGCUGGAUUGUCUGCGGGGGCGCUUGCUGUCGGCAGUGCGGGCUUCACGGGGGCGGCUGGAGGUGCUGGUGGGCAGCUGGCAGCACGACCUGGCGCAGGCCAACAUGCUACCGCAGCAGCGGGGGAGGGAGCAGGCGCGGGAGCAGCCAGGAGGAGGUCUUAAGGCCGGGAAGGAUGCAGCGGCGGGGCGCGGCAAGGGUGGAGGUGUUGUGACGCGAGCAGCGGUUGGCGCGGCAGUUCACCGAAGUCCUUGGGUAUGGCAGCAGCGGGAUGACGGUAAUGGAGAAGGCGGCUCCUCGACAGCUGGCAGCGAUGAUGCAUUGGGGCCUGGCGGUGAUGUACCUAGCGACGCUAGGAUGCGUUCCGGGGAGGAGGAAAGUGGAGUUCAGGGGUUUGUGAGCGUGCGCGUGUUCUCGGUGGAUAGUCACCGAUUGGCUGCAGCCCUGGAUGCGCAGGGUCAGUUGGUUCCGCUGGUGCGUGAUGCGGUAUUGCGCGAGCUAGGAUUGCGGUCAGGUAACGUGCGCAUGUCUAACAUGCUGUAAAUGUCCGGAACUAUAUGCGCCGCCCGUGGUUGUGAAUAUACAGCAAAUCAUCAAGGACUGUACACCAGCAUGCCGAAGGGGUCGACAUGGUUUGCUCUAGGUUGCCGAGAAGCUGCUGGAAGGGACAAGCCAUGCUAUGCAACUCUGAUUGUUUAUUAUAGAACUAUAGGGGGUGAAGGUAACACUGUCUUCAGCACAAACAUGCUUUAUGAACCUUAGCGUCUCUCUUGCCCCUUGGUGGUUGGCCUGGAUCCAACCCGGAUCGGGCACUUUCAAAUAAUAAGUAAGGAGAGGGACCUCUUCUCCCGAGACGUUCGUAAAACUUUAUACAAAAAGACACACACACUGAAUUUUAUGCAUAUCGAAACAACAACCUAACCAGUAAGGAUUCGAGGCAAAAUGGUCGGCUGUUUCGGGCCGUCGAAGUCAGAGUUGCAAAUUGAUACCUUGGGGCAGCUUCUCAGCAAGAAAGACGCUGAAAUACAGCAGUUGCGUGCGGAGGAGGAGUCCAACAAGAAGACCCGAGCAGAGCAGCUAGCCUACAGUGCAAGGUUGGAGGCGCAGCUUAAGGAGCAGGAGCAUGAGAACCAAGAGCUCAAAGCAUCCUCUCAGCAGCAACUGCAGCAAGCUGAAAACCGUAUGACGCAGCAGCAAGAGCUGAUAAAACAGCUGGAAGCGACGCUUGCUGAGGAGCAAGAGCAGCGACGGCAGGCAGAAGCGAAGCAACUGCAGACGGAGGGAGAGCGGUUGAGGCUUGAGGAACAACUAGCCAAGGAGAAGCAGCAGCGGGACAACCAGCAACGCAUUAUGGACAAGAAUGUCCAGCAGCUUCAGCGCCGGCUGCACGCAGAAGAGCAGCGCUCCAAGCGGCUGCAAAAGCAGAUUGCGAACUUUACGGAGACCAUGGAGGCAGUGUCAAACGUCCUGACGGCUGUUGAGCGAGAGCACAAGACGGUGAGCAGCCCUAUGCGCGGGGACAAGAGGGUUCGGUCCAACGCGGUGGACCAGCUGCGUCAGUCGCUUGCCGCGUUCAAGAGAGAGCAGCACGACGCCCAGGCGGACGACCGGAGCCAGCGCUGAACACACGCCUCGACAUGCAUUAAGUCUCGCAGAGCGCUGCGUAUUGCCUAAGGCCUCGGCUUUGUUGCCAGGGCGCUGUUCACGUACAGUCCCAUCGUUGCCAGGUCUAGGAUUGUGUUGCGGUGGCACGCCGUGCCUUAUAACCUGCGCCAUGGCUGUGCAACCGGGUUCCGUGGUGUUAAAUUGAAUACGCGGAUGAGGAGGGGUUAGAGCUUUGUAAUUACUGCAGAGCGAUGCUUGCAUUGGGAUUUACAUGGAUGACAGCCUGACACUUACAUUUCAUUGUGCAUGCCCAGAAAGCAGUGAGGAGGGUUUCGCACGCGUAUGUACCUUGUAGGAAAUGAACAGUUUACCUGACUAUGCAUGGUGUGCCCCAAGUCGCCAACGCAGGUUGGAUGCGCACAUGUGUUGCUAGCUCGUGCCUUCAUCCCUUUACGGCAUGCAGAGUAUGUGCCCACCGAAUGUGAUUGGGCCUGGUUACGUGCGUGAUAGUAUAUCUCCAUGAUGUAUGUAUGCUAGCCUCGUCGCCAACGCAAAGUGUAUGUGUAGACUCGGAACUGUUUUAACCCGGAGCGGGGAUACGCUUCCAAAGUGAAAAGGGGGUGGCGGGUCGUGCUGCCUGACGCCUAUGUAAUAGCUGGUACAGAA
Molecule: messenger RNA, 4826 nt
Organism: Astrephomene gubernaculifera
Lineage: Eukaryota; Viridiplantae; Chlorophyta; Chlorophyceae; Chlamydomonadales; Astrephomenaceae
Source: the annotation of a GenBank genome assembly